Messenger RNA from Scophthalmus maximus (turbot), 5146 nucleotides. Its product is annotated as bifunctional heparan sulfate N-deacetylase/N-sulfotransferase 1. The transcript has 15 exons. Bases 688 to 3357 code for a protein of 889 amino acids. The record is from RefSeq and is a predicted model, not a curated record. Gene Ontology annotation, molecular function: heparan sulfate N-sulfotransferase activity; deacetylase activity. NCBI's taxonomy places the organism in Eukaryota, Metazoa, Chordata, Actinopteri, Pleuronectiformes, Scophthalmidae. Gene Ontology annotation, cellular component: Golgi apparatus.
GCAGGUGCACGGCGCUGCAGAAAGAGAGGGGCAUUCUCACAUUUCUCUGUUUCUCCCAGUCGAGUCCACGGUGCCGCUUCCACAUCACGGCCGACAGCAAACCGAGACGACGACGGCGACGACAUGCGCUCAGUGGGCUUCGACCCCGCAUCCAACCCGGCCGGCCCGCGUUGUCCCGAAUCCACCUAGACACGCACACAAACACACAAGGUCAGGAGAUUCGAUCCUGGGGGAAUGGUGCUGCUGAGAUGACCUGCGUGACCUCACUUUCCUCCCGAGAUCAUUCUCCAAUCACAAGAGUAGAGCAAAAUCUAGUCGGUACAUGGUUGGCAGGUUCACAUGAUGGACAGGUGAUGGAGUCUUCCAUCAUCUUUCUGCACCAGUGACUCAGCCUGCCAGCCCUCCCUCUGAGGCAUAAGUGUGUACCAGCGGUCCAAGGCCCCCCAUUUUUCUGCCAUGGUGACAUAAGCAGCGUUGCAAUAUGAGGGAGAGCCAACGUGAGACCGUCGCAUUUCUUUCUCCAGUAGCUGCUGCAGCUGCUACCUUUACGCCGUUUGUAUUGAGCUCCAAAACAAGACUGUCUUUCUUGUGAAUAAUCCCUGCUCGCUGUUUUCUACACACACCGAGAGAGACUGCCCCCAAGGCGUGUUGCUGGGCCGGUGGGGUGGAGCGGUGUGGCGUGAGACGAUGCUGGGAUGCGUGACACGCCUCCGUCGGCUGGUCCGUCUCCUCCCCCUGCAGACCUCCCUCCUCCUCCUCUUCAUCUUCUGCACCGUCAGCGUCUUCAUCUCUGCCUACUUCCUCUAUGGCGUCAAGCGGGAGCCGGAGCCAUCGGGAGGGGGCGUGCCUGGAGCGGAGGGUGCAUCCGCCGACUCUGACGACCCGAAGGUCACACCGUCUCGGCUGCUUCCUCUACGGAGCGUCUCAGGGGGGCCCGGGGUCGAUCCCGGAGGGGCCAGGACAGAUCCUGUGGUUCUGGUGUUUGUGGAAAGCCAGUAUUCUCAACUGGGUCAGGAGAUCGUGGCUAUUUUGGAGUCUGGCCGGUUCAGGUACCGGACUGAGAUCUCUCCCGGUAAAGGGGACAUGCCCACAUUGACAGACAAAGAGCGCGGGCGUUUCACACUGGUUAUUUAUGAGAACAUUCUCAAGUAUGUCAACUUGGAUGCCUGGAACCGGGAGCUGCUGGACAAAUACUGUGUGGAAUAUGGAGUGGGCAUCAUUGGCUUCUUCAAGGCCAAUGAGAACAGUCUGCUCAGUGCACAGCUGAAAGGCUUCCCCCUCUUUCUUCACUCUAACUUGGGUCUGAAGGACUGCACAGUCAACCCCAAGUCCCCCCUGCUCUUCAUCACUCGAUCUGGGCAGCCCCUGCCAGGUCCUCUUCCUGGGGAUGACUGGACCGUUUUCCAGUCCAACCACUCUACAUACGAGCCCGUGUUGCUGGCAAAGACCCAAUCGGCCGAGAGCAUCCCGUCGAUGGGGCAGAGCGCUGCUCUGCUCCCAUCUGUGGUGCAGGACCUGGGUCUCCAUGACGGUAUCCAGAGGGUGCUGUUCGGCAACAACUUGGUCUUCUGGCUACACAAGCUGGUGUUUGUGGACGCCGUGGCCUUUCUGACUGGGAAGAGGCUCUCGCUGUCCCUGGAGCGCUACAUGCUGGUGGAUAUAGACGACAUCUUUGUGGGCAAAGAGGGCACACGCAUGCAGGUGCCCGAUGUGAAGGCCCUUCUUGAGACACAGAGGGAGCUGCGCACCCAUGUGCCCAACUUCACCUUCAAUCUGGGCUACUCAGGGAAAUUCUUUCACGCUGGCUCUGACGAGGAGGACCUGGGAGAUGACCUGCUGCUUUCCUUUGUGAAGGAGUUCUGGUGGUUUCCUCACAUGUGGAGCCACAUGCAGCCGCAUCUAUUCCACAACCAGUCCGUCCUGGCCGAGCAGAUGUUGCUCAACAAGAAAUUUGCCAUGGAGCAUGGGAUCCCCACUAACAUGGGCUAUGCGGUGGCACCCCACCACUCGGGCGUCUACCCAGUCCACAUACAGCUGUAUGACGCCUGGAAGAAGGUGUGGGGCAUCAAGGUGACCAGCACAGAGGAGUACCCGCACCUGAAGCCUGCUCGCUUCCGGCGAGGUUUCAUCCACAGCGGCAUUAGCGUGCUGCCCAGGCAGACGUGUGGCCUUUUCACACACACCAUCUUCUAUAAAGACUACCCGGGCAGCCCGAACGAACUGGACAAACUCAUCAAUGGAGGAGAACUCUUCCUCACCGUUCUGCUGAACCCUAUUAGUAUAUUCAUGACCCACCUGUCCAACUACGGAAACGAUCGCCUCGGCCUGUACACCUUCAAGAGCCUGGUGAUGUUCGUCGAGACCUGGACCAAUCUGAAGAUGCAGACCCUGCCGCCGAUUCAGCUGGCUCAGAAGUACUUCAGCCUGUUCCCCUCUGAGAGAGACCCACUCUGGCAGGAUCCCUGUGAGGACAAAAGGCACAAGGACAUCUGGUCCAAAGAGAAAACAUGUGACCGCUUCCCCAAACUGCUCGUCAUCGGGCCUCAAAAGACAGGGACAACAGCACUCUACCUGUUUCUUGGCAUGCACCCCGACCUGACCAGUAACUACCCCAGCAAGGAGACCUUUGAGGAGAUCCAGUUUUUCAACGGACACAACUACCACAGAGGCAUCGACUGGUAUAUGGAGUACUUCCCUCUGCCCUCCAACACCAGUUCAGAUUACUACUUUGAGAAGAGUGCCAACUACUUUGACUCUGACGUGGCCGCUCAGCGAGCAGCGGCUCUCCUGCCCAAAGCCAAGAUCAUUACCAUCCUCAUCAACCCAGCAGACAGAGCUUACUCCUGGUACCAGCAUCAAAGAGCCCACGAUGACCCGGUGGCAUUGAAAUACUCCUUCCAUGACGUCAUCACCGCAGGCCACGACGCCCCAGUCAGACUACGGGUCCUCCAGAAUCGCUGUCUGUUGCCGGGCUGGUACGCCAUCCACCUGGAGCGCUGGCUCAACUACUACCACUCCAGCCAGUUGUUAGUCUUAGAUGGACAGAUGCUGAAGACGGAGCCCGCCUCAGUCAUGGAUAAAAUCCAGAAGUUUUUAGCCCUCGCCAAUGUCAUCAACUACCACAAGAUCCUAGCGUUCGAUCCUAAGAAAGGUUUCUGGUGUCAGCUGCUGGAGGGAGGGAAGACAAAGUGUUUGGGAAAGAGUAAAGGGCGCAGGUAUCCUGACAUGGAUGCUGAGUCCCAGGGGUUCCUCAGGGAAUACUAUAGGGAUCACAAUAUUGAGCUGUCGAAGCUGCUCUACAGAAUGGGUCAGCCGCUGCCCAGCUGGCUCAGAGAAGAGCUGGUCCACACCAGGUAGCAGCACCACAGGGGCAGACCUCAGCUCAUCACACUGAACCAUGGCUUCCCUCCGCUGACGGACGCCGGCCAAGUGGACCUGAUGAAGAUUCUAAAUAGCGGGUGAACGAUAUUGAGAUUUGAGGUGUCGGACGCCUAACUUGAACUCAACACUUACUGUGACUGCGAUCUUCCCCAAACGAACAUGGCGAGCACGAACAGAGCGCAGUUGCUUUCAGCAGCUGGCAGCUCCAGAGGCCGUUGGCCACGACGAUGGCUUCCACUGUGUUCCGAAGGAGGGAGGGACCUUUAGUGUUUGAUAAUCACUUCCCUGCUCUCCUUAAUCAGAUCUUCUUUCUUCGCAUGAACUUCUUCCUGAUUAUCAAAGGAAGGGGGGGGGGGGGAAACGGGGACAAAGGACAAACGCCGGCGCCACCUGUGUCUCCGGUUAUGAGUUGCGUUGUUUGGAGCUCAUGAAAACAGGCUACAUGACAUUGACUAAAUGGACGAUGGCCUGAUUUACUGGAGAGACAUUGGUUGCAAAUGCCUUUGAUUUGUAUGUUUUUAUUAGAGGAGAAUGGGACAUCUGGCGUCUUGACUCAGGCUGCAUGUUGUAGCCUCACUUGAUAGGCCUUGGUAGAAUCUAGUUAUCACAUUUACAAGUGCCAGGGAAGAGUCUUUAUUAAACUAUUACCACAUGGACCUUUUCUUUUCUUUUUCUUUUUCUUCUUUAGAAGUUUUACGUUUUUUUUUCUGUACUCUGUUUUCAUUUUAAAAUUUCUGUAAUGCUGAUGGUAAUGCAUUAUUGUAGAAUGUACCAAAACUAAACAUCUUGGCUCAGUUUUCUGAGAUAGGCCAGAUGUACAGUACAGUUAGUUAAACUGUUCAGCUCAGCUUCGUCUUGAGUCCGAUCAACGACCACUGAAUUGGCUAAAGCAGGGGUAGCAGGAUAGGAUGUUGAAAGCACAAUAUUUAAGGCACUCAAGUGGACAUUGAUUCUGAGCAUACAGGUUACUGGAAAGCACACUAACAAAAACGGCUCCUACUAUAAUCUGUGAAGAAGAUCAUAAGCUAGCUACUGUAUGUUGAACUAGGCACUCUGGUUCGAUAGAUUCAGAUAGUGUACAGAACAAGAUUGUGCAUUUCAAAAUCAGUUUUCAGCUUUGGGUUUUUGUCGAAACUGUAUAUUUUGUCUUAUUUGUCUCUUAUUUCUAAUUUACUAGAUGAGUAAAAAACUGGGGGGGCUGUCUCUGGGAUAAACAUGUAAAGUUGCCAGACAAACCAACAGUAUGCCCAGUUUGGAUGUUCAGUUGUCGGUCGAGAUGUUACCACUGCAACUAGAUGUCAAGCAUAGAUAACAAAAAGCUGCUCUUAUUGCAAUAGUUUUGUACAAUGUUCUGAUGUGAUAACAAUGCACAUGUUGGUCCUUUAUUUCCUGACUUUGUAAUGUACAUAAUACGCAGCCCUCGGUAGACCUAAAUUAUUGAAUGUGUUUGGGUUUACGCUCUCCAUCGGCCCAUUCCUAUAGUGUGAAAUGUCAGUGCUGUACUGAGGGGAGUCUGGAUCAUUUCAUUGUGCGGAGAUGUGAUCGCUACGAUUGUUUCCUCUCAUGUCCUCUCACUGCCAACCAUUGUACAGAGGUACUGAGUCUCUCCAUAUAAAGUAUUAAGUGAUAACACAUAACAGCAAUGAUGGUACUAAUCUCCUGGACUGUAUGAUAAAGAUUUGUAAUUGUUGUCAAUAAUUUUUACAGUGUAACUAAUAUUGUUGGUGCUUUUUAAUUUGCAAAUAAAACACCACUGUAUUUUUCA